Messenger RNA from Lindgomyces ingoldianus, 2906 nucleotides. RefSeq names its product WD40 repeat-like protein. The record is from RefSeq and is a predicted model, not a curated record. The coding region runs from base 1 to 2886 and encodes 961 amino acids. Gene Ontology annotation, molecular function: snoRNA binding; protein binding. Gene Ontology annotation, cellular component: Pwp2p-containing subcomplex of 90S preribosome; small-subunit processome. The transcript is spliced from 2 exons. NCBI's taxonomy places the organism in Eukaryota, Fungi, Ascomycota, Dothideomycetes, Pleosporales, Lindgomycetaceae. Gene Ontology annotation, biological process: maturation of SSU-rRNA.
AUGGUCAAGACCUACAGCAAGUACGAGCAGACCAAUGCCUUCGGUGUAGUCGCAACCGCCACCUCGAACAUUGUCUGGACUUCUGAAGGUGUCACUCAACCCGGAUCGAAGUGGCCUGCUGGAGCGGGACGAGCUUAUGUGGCCGCCAACGAGGAGGUCUUGUGCUGGGAUAUCAAAAAAGGUGAGCUUCUCAGCAGAUGGCGCGAUUCAUCUUGCACAGAUGAAGUUACCGCUAUAUGUCGGAGCGACGUGGAUCCCGACGUCUUCGCUAUAGGCUAUUCAGAUGGGAGCAUUCGAAUUUGGGAUGCCCAGACAGGCACGGUCAUAAUAAGUUUCAAUGGCCACAAAUCUGCGGUGACGAUACUUUGUUUUGAUUCAUCUGGAGUGCGAUUGGCCAGCGGCGCGCGAGAUACAGACAUCGUCAUUUGGGAUCUAGUUUCUGAAGUUGGCUUGUUCAAGCUCCGAGGCCACAAAGGACAAAUCACGGGGCUACACUUCAUUCACCCUGUGACAGCCACCAAUACCGAGACCAACGACACAGUACCGGAACUAGAUACAGAUCAGGCAUUUCUACUUUCCACGAGCAAGGACGCGCUGAUCAAGAUCUGGGAUGUCAACACUCAGCAUUGCAUCGAAACGCACAUCGCUCAGUCGAAUGGUGAAUGCUGGGCUAUGGGAGUAUCACUCGACGGGAGUGGCUGCAUAACUGCUGGAAACGACGGAGAGCUCAAGGUGUGGUCGAUUGAUUUACCUGGGCUAAGCAACGCGAGUUCGUCUUUAGGAGAGGCCACCGACCAGAGAUAUCUUCGCGAGAGAGGUACACUAUAUCGGCAGGGGAAAGAUAGGACACUGGAAAUUUCAUUCAAUCGUAGAUCGAACUACAUAGCCAUUCAUGGGUCAGAAAAGGCUGUAGAAAUAUGGCGGAUACGGACCGAAGGAGAGGUUCAAAAGAGUUUGGCCCGCAAGAGAAAGAGGAGGCGUGAAAAGGCAAAGAACGAACUCAGCAAAGAUGCAGAAGAGGAAGCCGACGCGGGAGAAGAGAAGGCAAAUAUCGCGGAUGCUGAAAUUGGAGAGGUCAUAGUACCAUUUGUUACUGUCCGAACAGCUGGAAAGGUUAGGUCUAUAUCGUGGAUGCAAAGCCGCGGCACUAAGAAACUACAACUACUUGUGGGAACAAGCAACAAUCUACUUGACAUCUACGAAGUCUCUCAGAAGGGCAAGGCUAAGAGCGAGGAGAGCCCAGAGUACACCAGAACAAUGUCUGUGGAAUUAGCCGGGCACAGAAACGAUAUCAGAGCCCUAGCCCUCAGUUCAGACGACCGGAUGCUUGCCUCUGCUUCCAGCGGAGGUCUUAAGAUCUGGAAUGUGCGGACGCAGAACUGCCUCAGGACUUUGGAGUGCGGAUACGCUCUAUGUUGUGCUUUCCUUCCGGGAGAUAAGAUCGUUCUUGUUGGUACUAAAGACGGCGAAAUCGAGCUAUUCGACAUUGCUGCUUCAUCCCUGCUCGACAAGAUCGACGCUCAUGAAGGGGCAAUAUGGACGCUCCAAGUCCACCCUGACGGCAAGUCCGUCGUUACAGGAAGCGCAGACAAAUCGGUAAAAUUCUGGGAUUUUGAAAUUGUUCAAGAGGAAAUUCCUGGUACCAAGCGGACGACGCCUCGACUACAACUCGUUCAAUCACGCAUUCUAAAGGUCAGUGAUGAUGUCCUCAGUGUCCACUUCUCUCCAGACUCUCGGCUACUGGCGGUCUCUACUCUGGACAACACAGUCAAAGUCUUCUUCGUCGACUCGUUGAAGCUCUUCCUCAACCUCUAUGGCCACAAGCUUCCUGUUCUCAAUAUGUCCAUCUCGAGCGACAGUAAGCUCAUCGCCACAUGCAGCGCUGACAAGAAUGUCCGCAUAUGGGGCCUCGACUUUGGUGAUUGCCACAAAGCACUUUUUGGUCACGAUGAUAGCAUCAUGCAGAUUGCCUUCAUACCUCAUCCAGUUGACCAGGAGGAGAAGCACAUCUUCUUCAGCGCGAGCAAGGACAAAGUGGUGAAAAGCUGGGAUGGGGACAAAUUUGAACAGAUUCAGAAGUUCAAGGGCCACCAUGGUGAGAUCUGGGCUAUGGCGAUUGCCAGAACCGGAGACUUCUUAAUCACGGCAGCCCAUGACAAGAGCAUUCGAAUCUGGUCCCGAACAGAUGAGCCCAUCUUCCUGGAAGAAGAGCGAGAGCGGGAGCUGGAAGGGCUCUACGAGACCACGCUUGCAACUUCCCUCGAGGAUGACGGUCAGGUCGAUGAACAUUCAACAGAGGCCGUCGCGGCGUCCAAGCAAACAAUCUCCACACUCACGGCAGGAGAAAGGAUAGGCGAAGCCCUGGAGCUAGGCCUCACCGAUCUUGAACUUGUCCGCGACUGGGAGGCCCAGAAACUGUCCAAACCCAACCUCGCACCCCCACAACGCAAUCCGCUCUUCUUAGCUUUGGGUAACAUCAGCGCCGAACGCCACGUCCUCAAGACUCUGGCCAAGAUCCCAGCCGCGCAGCUUCACGACGCACUCCUCGUACUUCCGUUCUCAGCUCUUCCAGCACUCUUCACCUUUAUCGCUAUCUGGGUUCAGCGACAGUGGAACGUCACGCUGACGUGUAGAGUACUUUUUUUUAUGCUAAAGACGCAUCAGAAGCAGAUUGUGGCAAGCAGGGAGUUAAAGUCGGCUUUGGAAGCCAUGAGAUCUGACUUGAGGAGGACGCUAGGUGGGAUGAAGGAUCUGAUUGGUUUCAAUAUUGCGGCAUUGAAGUUUGUGAGUGAAAGGGUGGAUGAGAUGGGGAUAGUGAGAUUGGAGGAUGUGGAGGAGGCUGAGGGGAAGAGUGUGAAAAAGAGAGCCUUUGUAGACGUUGCGUGAGACCUGAUAUAGGUUUUAUU